Amoebophrya sp. A120 is the source of this 5450-nucleotide messenger RNA. NCBI's taxonomy places the organism in Eukaryota, Dinophyceae, Syndiniales, Amoebophryaceae. The record is from the annotation of a GenBank genome assembly.
ACGAACGGCGCAAGCUGAAAAAAAUGCUAGACAUUGGUUGUAAGACAACUGCUGCUACCCUGUUUAUCUUCUGAAACUGUUGAUACGUUGUAAACUGCAUAUCAUGUUUCUGCGUCCCCCUCCAUAUUACGCUUGGAGCCUGUAUUUGCUACCUCGUCACCUUAGUCAUACACUGUAGAAGAAGCGACUUUCAUCUUUCAUCACGAAAUCAGUCGUAGAUGCCCUAGAAAGUUCAGUCGGUGUUGCAGUCGAAAAUGCCCCAGAGUCUCCCCUGAUAAUGUGGUGCUGAGUCCUCUACAACUUAGCGUCGAAUUUAUUAUUCCGACGAACUCCUGCAGCCCCCAGCAGAGCAACGUGCAGUAGCAUAGGGACCACUAUUGCAUAGCUGCGGCCGCCACGGAAAGCGAAAGACCAAGCGGAGUUACUUAUACGUAUUUUUACCAGUGGUGAGAAUAAAUAAUACCAAUAUCCUCCCGGCGGCGCGGCUCUGCAUUGAUUCCUGAUGCAGACCACAAUCGAGCCCAUCCAGGGGAUCCACCGGGCCGCUCAACAUCAGGAGUCGGAUACAGACUCCUGCGAGAACGAUGUGUCGCCACACUGGAAAAGCCGCAACAACGCCGGGUACAAUCCCAAUGACCUCCUACGGAACAGCUACAACAGAAAUAAUGUCGGGUUCGGCGCAGAGGUACUUCUACUUGCUUAUGUCCUUAGAGGAACGAGUUUGAUAUUGACAGACUGCAAAGAUGAAAGUAUCAAAGCACCACAACUCUCGUGGGACGAGAUAGUUGUGAUGUGCUGCGCAAAAACAAAACUUUCUGCCUUGGUGGAGGUUUGAAUGAGCAGGGUCGUUGCAUCAGUCUGCGUGUUUAUAUACACAAUUGAAAAUACUAGAGCAUGAUGAAUAUUUUUUAGUCUGAUCAGGGUGCUAGUACGACGCGCAACUACAGGACUCUCCGAAAGCUGACCCGGUGUUUCAGCGGCCCAAGGACAACGGGGCAGAGCCGCGCUUCGUGAAGCGGUCCUUCAAAGCCCCAGCUGGGGAUAUCGCACGAAAAAACUGUUUCAGUGUGAACUUGUGAUGAAGAGAAUGCCACACACACAUGUUUGUCUUCGCUAGAAAUGCAAGACCAUAGAUUUUGAUUUUAUGGAGGUUUCUCUCGGAAAGCGCGCAUGGCAAACUUUCUGUGACAGACUUCCAGCAAAAUUAUCAUGAUGAAAUAGUUUUUCUUUUUUUCGUGGGAUAGGGGACACGUCGGAGGCGCCAAGGACAAGUUUAAAUCAGGAUGCACUGCAGCCAGGAGCAAGCAUACCUCCAAAGCCAACCAUGCCCGGGAAACGAAAUAUCCGCUCCCUACGUGCAGACGCGGAGCGGCGUGCGUCGGGCAUGUUGGACAACAGUGGCAUGAUACAGGCAAACCCCGUGGCGCUGGGAAGUCUACCACCCUCUAUAGGCAGUGAGCAGCACCACGGGGCGGUAAUGGGGCACGAUUCGCAAAUCGCCCACUCAAGAGUACGCAGGUACGACCUUUUAUGCUUCUUGCCAGGAGUGAUUGCAAAUACGUGUAGCUAUAACAGUUUGCAUUUUCUACGUAUAAAUACGUGACUUCUGUUACUGUUUAUGUUUUGACAAGAGCCUGCAUGUGGCCGCUCGUGCUUUUUUAUUCACCAGAUGUAUCGUUGUAAUUCAGCUCGGCAGCUACCUGACAAACACAAAUGAUGAAAAACAUAAUGACUACAGUUUGUACGAAGAGGAGCCCCCCGCCCACACAAUGGACCAGCUGCAGCCGUCGGGGCCAUCAGAUCAAGUAAUACCCGUCGUGGUAGCGAACAAUCCACAGCACCAGCAGAUGAGCAACGUGCAUUCAGGUUCUUGGAACCCGCCGUCCCCUUCCCCACCGGCCCGACCAAACUUCGGUGGUCCGGUGCCGAUGUCAAGCUAUGGCAGCACUCAACCGCAGCAGCAGGGCGGAUAUCCCUGGCAAAUUGGUGCGCUGGCUCUGGAAAUAAACAAGUGCACCAAACUUGUGACGCGGCGUCCUGCCGCUCAAACUAAAUUGCAAUGAAGAUCAAUCUGCUUUGCAGCAUGAAUAUAUACAAGAUGUUGCCCACUACUUUCGGCCAUGCUGAGAAGGACUUUUCAUGCAAAAGAUGCACGACAGUCAAGGCCUUGCAGAACGUGUUAGGCCGCUAAGCCCUGCGGCGCUCCAGCAGAUUUUGAGAGGCCUGAAAAAGCUGCAUGACAACACCAUUCCAGACCCAGAGGCAUUUUCGCAUUUGAUACUGGCUUGGGUUCCACGAUUGUGGAAGCGGACAUGCGCGUGGUUUCAGAGAGCAGCUCAGAGGAAGACGAAGAGGAGCGGCGGCAGAUGGAGCAACACAUGCAAAACAGCCCCAUCAUGCAGGGCCAGCAGGUCAAUUUGCAAAUGGGCACGAACGGGCAGCUGAUGGGGCUUGAGCCGCGCGUGGAGCCCAUCGCGGAAGACGGCUCGGUGAUCCAAAUGGAGCAUCAAAGCCCCCAAGAGGUGGUCGUGAUCAAUCAGGAUAACCAGGAAAUCAACAGUGCCGAGUAUGUGAUGCGCACUUCGCAGCCGGCGCCAAACCAGGUAGUGUUUCGAAACGGAAAAAAAGUACCGUCUUUGCACGCCGCCCGGCCCCUCCACUUACCUCCGGAGAGGUUCGGCACCAGCGUGCAGCUUAGAAAAGAUUUCGUCACCCAACCUCUACCCUUCGCGGAUCGAAGUCACACAUUACAGGUAAUUUGCUCGUAGUGAGCUUUUUAUUUGUGGUUGACGUCAAUAAUUCAAAAACUCAUCAAAUGUCUACAUCCGUAGUGCUGUCUGCCGGUAAAAAAUUCCAAGACCUCUAAAAGAUCCUCAGAAUGUUCCUUCUCCUCGAUCAUUCGAUGAUGACGGAGGAGGAAAAGAGUGGAAUUCUUUGCGUUCAUGUUUCAUCUUUACCAUCCGGUGCAAUGCGAACAGGCGCGCGUUGUCCGAGUACGCGAGGGAUUGAGCGGUAAGCUAUUUCCCACUUACCAUCUCUGCAUUCGGAAUGGUCCCGGGGCCGAUGAGACCAUCCUUCUGGCCGCCCAGAAGCAAACCGGAAAACGCAGCUUCAGCAGCUACUACCUGAUAACUCUGGACCCACGCUGUUUUCAAAAGGGAGCGUCCACCUACGUCGCAAAACUGCGCGCAAACUGGGCAGGAACAGAGUACUUUUCAUUGUAUGCCUGUUUUACACCUAGUUUCGCAGUUAUUUUCCCAGCAAACAGCAACGACAACAGCGUCUUUCGACGCUCUCAGACUUUGGUACAGCUCGGGACCUCAGCUGCGCACGUAGAACUAGCGCUCGCACGAAAAAACGACGAAGGUACACUUUAUUUUCGGAUGGCGAUAACCCGAAAAAGACAAAGCGGCUCCGCGGGUCAGACAACGCUCUCUUCGACCCGAGCGCCGCGGUUCGAGAAGAAAUGCUUGCUAUCAAGUUUUCGAAGCCCGGCAACGCACCGAGAAGAAUGGUGUGCAUAAUACCAGGUACAGUAGGCAGCUACAUCAAAAUGAUGUGAUCAACGUACCACCUUUUCGAAUUUUUUGAAUAGGAACAAUUUGUCUUGCUCCCUGCUGCUUCGUUUGAAGAUGAUUUUUGGAGAAGGUGUAGGGCCCAAGCGAUUGAACGACCACCAUUAAGAACAUUGAGUAAAUACGACCGUGAUCUGCAACUGACUCAGGGACGAUGCCGGGCAACCCCUAUGAGAGGCAAAUUUUCCGUUCGAAGCCGUACACUAGUCUGAUCAACUACGCAACGGGCAAGGAGGUAGUGACCGAGGGCGAGGGGAUUGAUUUUUUGAAGUUUAGCAACAAGAUCCCAGUCUGGGACGCACGCAGACAGACUUUCACGAUAAAUUUCUACGGUCGCGUCCGCUUACCGUCGAGCAAAAACUUCCAAUUGGUGGAAAGCGACGGCGAGGAUGCACCGCCAGUUGUGCAAUUUGGCCGUUGGUUCGAGGACGUCUUCCACCUGGACGGAAUGUGGCCGUUUUCUGUGGUAAGUUCUGCUAACUACAGUGUAUAUCAUUGAUUUACAGUGUUGUCAUCUCUCGUCUAUCUUGUUUUUAUAUGAUGCUUCUGUGUGUACUACUAGUUUUUUAUUUGAACCUUUGAUGAUUGUGAUUUUCAAAUGCUUUCUGCAGUGGUCCGUCGACCAUGUCCGUCAAAGUUAAAUACUUACAGGGUCGUUUGGAGGGGCAAAAAUUUUAGUACGAAAGAAAAAUACUUCGUACUUCAGGUACGGCAUGGUAUGUUAGAUGCGAAAAUCAAAAUCGUAGGUACAAAUGUUCGCCUUGGCAUUAUCUACCUUCGACACGCGGCUCCAGGAAACGUUCAAGAUGACGUACUGAUGCACCACGCAAUCCCAGCGCCCGCAACUAAGGAAGGACUAUUUUUCCAGCGCAACGCAGCCUAUCAUCAAUAGACGAAGUAGAAGUUGAAGAAGCACAUAGUGACGCACCACACUUCAACGGAGGCAUCCUCUUCAUCCACAGUUGUUCCAACAGUGAAUUCAUCCUCUUUAUUUUACUUGAAUCCAAUUGCUUGAUGUUUUCCACGCGGAGGUCGUGUCGGAGUUGUCGAUUAUACUGAUACAUAGUGCUGCUGAACGAUAACGACUACAACAGCGGCAUCUUCGGCAUCGGUCCUUUUGCUUCAAAAACAAUAGUAAAACGCUCACUGAAAUAAAAUUGAAAUUGAGUAGGCCCUACAACAACGACCAGGAGAAGGCUGUAUUAAGACCAAGAGCAGUGCACGCAGCGCCAACAUGCACCAACAAAGGAGAUAAAAAUUUUAUUUGCAGCUUUGGAGCGCUCACGCAGUUUGUACAAAGCAAAGGGUCUUGUGCUUCUCGGACCACGAGAGGGAGGCGCCUCUUUCGAACCCGCACAACAUGUAACGCAAAAAGUAAAACCUCUUCAGUCUCCGACUGUACUUCAUAAUGUUUUCAGAUUUGGAUAAUCAAAUGCAGUGUACAGAGAUCAUGAGCUACCGCAUUAGGCCACGCAACCAUAUACAAAAAGCCUUGAGCGUUUACGAGACGACCAUGUACAAUGUUGAAAUGAAAACCGCGCGAAUAGCUUUUGGAAAAAAUUGAAUUUAGUCAGCAUUUCAUUGUUUCGCCCGUUCACAAGUUGAGGUCAUGACUCUCAAAACUGAUCGUGAAAAUCGGAGCUAUGCAGCUUCUACUUAACUUUUCGGAACAAGAAGAGCAGCCCGCUUUGGAGCUACAACUGAACUGAACCAUAGUUGCUGAAGUGACCUGGCUUGAGCAGGAUAUAUUUUUUUAUGAACGACUUGGAAGAUGAAUUUGAAAAGCUUGUGAUGGAGAAUUCUGUUGUUGAUCCGGCCUGACAAUAAUACACCUCAAGCCCACAACAGUAGAUUUCUGUUCCGCCCAGCUUGGCC